Saccharomyces cerevisiae S288C is the source of this 3132-nucleotide messenger RNA. RefSeq names its product AAA family ATPase peroxin 1 (gene PEX1). The coding region runs from base 1 to 3132 and encodes 1043 amino acids. Gene Ontology annotation, cellular component: cytosol; peroxisome; peroxisomal membrane. The transcript has a single exon. Gene Ontology annotation, molecular function: ATP hydrolysis activity; ATP binding. The record is from RefSeq and is marked reviewed. Gene Ontology annotation, biological process: peroxisome organization. NCBI's taxonomy places the organism in Eukaryota, Fungi, Ascomycota, Saccharomycetes, Saccharomycetales, Saccharomycetaceae.
AUGACGACGACCAAGAGGUUGAAGUUUGAGAAUCUGAGAAUCCAAUUCUCCAAUGCCAUAGUAGGAAACUUUUUAAGGUUACCGCAUUCAAUUAUAAACGUGUUAGAGUCAACCAACUACGCUAUCCAGGAAUUCGGUAUAGCAGUCCAUUCUCAUAAUUCAGAUAUACCUAUUGUUCAUCUUGGAUGGGAUGGCCAUGAUUCUGGAUCGAGUGAGAAUGUUGUUCUUAUCAAUCCUGUUUUGGCCACAGUAUAUGAUUUAAAUCAAAAGUCUCCAUUGGUGGACUUAUACAUCCAGCGAUAUGACCACACACACCUGGCUACGGAGGUGUAUGUCACGCCAGAAACGAGUGAUGAUUGGGAAAUUAUCGAUGCCAAUGCGAUGAGGUUCCAAAAUGGUGAGAUUUUGCACCAAACCCGUAUAGUUACCCCAGGUGAGACUUUGAUUUGUUAUUUGGAAGGAAUUGUUACAAAGUUCAAAAUUGACAGGGUGGAGCCAUCAAUGAAGUCUGCGAGGAUCACAGAUGGUUCCUUGGUUGUUGUGGCACCAAAAGUCAAUAAAACACGUUUGGUGAAGGCUGAGUAUGGUCAUAGUAAUAAGACAAUACUAAAAAAUGGGGCUAUCCAACUUUUAAAGAAGGUAAUAUUGAGGAGUACUGUGUGCAAAAUGGACUUCCCUAAAGAUAACCUUUUUGUCGUAUAUAUCAGUGACGGGGCACAAUUGCCUUCUCAGAAGGGCUACGCUUCUAUCGUAAAAUGUAGCUUAAGGCAGUCCAAGAAAAGCGAUUCAGAUAAUAAAUCAGUUGGUAUCCCUUCGAAGAAGAUUGGGGUUUUUAUAAAAUGUGAUAGUCAGAUACCCGAAAAUCACAUUGCAUUAAGCUCUCAUCUUUGGGAUGCAUUCUUUACGCACCCAAUGAACGGAGCAAAAAUCAAACUAGAGUUUCUACAAAUGAAUCAAGCAAAUAUAAUAUCCGGAAGAAAUGCAACAGUCAAUAUCAAAUAUUUUGGCAAGGACGUUCCUACCAAGAGUGGGGAUCAGUAUUCUAAGUUGUUGGGCGGGAGCUUAUUGACCAAUAACUUAAUACUUCCAACAGAGCAAAUUAUAAUCGAAAUAAAAAAAGGUGAAUCCGAGCAGCAGUUGUGUAAUUUGAAUGAAAUUUCCAAUGAAUCCGUUCAAUGGAAAGUAACCCAAAUGGGUAAAGAAGAAGUUAAAGAUAUUAUCGAAAGGCAUUUGCCUAAACAUUACCACGUCAAAGAAACUGGCGAAGUUUCGCGCACUAGUAAAGAUGAAGAUGAUUUCAUUACGGUAAAUAGUAUCAAGAAAGAAAUGGUCAAUUAUUUGACAUCGCCUAUUAUUGCCACACCAGCUAUUAUAUUAGAUGGUAAGCAAGGGAUCGGUAAAACAAGGUUAUUAAAAGAGCUUAUAAAUGAAGUGGAAAAAGAUCAUCACAUCUUCGUUAAAUAUGCGGAUUGUGAAACAUUGCACGAGACAUCAAAUUUAGAUAAAACCCAAAAAUUAAUUAUGGAAUGGUGUUCUUUUUGUUAUUGGUAUGGUCCUUCUUUGAUUGUGUUGGAUAACGUUGAGGCUCUAUUUGGAAAACCUCAAGCCAAUGACGGAGAUCCUUCUAAUAAUGGCCAAUGGGAUAAUGCAAGCAAACUUUUGAAUUUUUUCAUCAAUCAGGUGACAAAGAUAUUUAACAAGGAUAAUAAACGAAUCAGAGUUUUAUUUUCAGGCAAGCAGAAAACUCAAAUUAAUCCGCUAUUGUUUGAUAAGCAUUUUGUUUCAGAGACGUGGUCUUUGAGAGCACCUGACAAACAUGCAAGAGCGAAGUUACUGGAGUAUUUUUUCUCGAAAAACCAGAUCAUGAAACUAAAUCGAGAUUUGCAAUUCAGUGAUUUGUCGUUGGAGACAGAAGGAUUUUCGCCACUAGAUUUGGAAAUAUUCACAGAAAAGAUUUUCUACGACUUGCAGUUGGAAAGAGAUUGUGAUAAUGUUGUAACAAGGGAACUUUUUUCGAAGUCGCUUAGUGCGUUUACACCAUCUGCGUUGCGUGGAGUAAAGCUAACAAAAGAAACGAACAUCAAAUGGGGGGAUAUUGGUGCUUUAGCAAAUGCCAAAGAUGUCCUUCUAGAAACCUUAGAGUGGCCCACAAAAUAUGAGCCUAUUUUCGUUAAUUGUCCCCUAAGAUUGAGAUCAGGAAUCUUGCUUUACGGUUAUCCUGGUUGUGGUAAAACGCUUCUGGCGAGCGCCGUGGCACAACAAUGUGGGUUAAACUUUAUCUCCGUUAAGGGACCAGAGAUUUUAAACAAGUUUAUAGGUGCCAGCGAACAAAACAUAAGAGAAUUGUUUGAAAGGGCACAGUCCGUCAAACCCUGUAUUCUAUUUUUUGACGAGUUCGAUUCUAUUGCGCCAAAGAGAGGGCAUGACUCCACUGGUGUCACAGACCGUGUAGUCAAUCAAUUAUUGACCCAAAUGGAUGGUGCCGAGGGCCUUGAUGGUGUAUAUAUACUAGCAGCUACAAGUAGACCUGAUUUGAUUGAUAGCGCAUUGUUAAGACCGGGAAGAUUAGACAAAAGUGUGAUCUGUAAUAUACCGACUGAAUCAGAGAGGUUAGAUAUCUUGCAAGCUAUCGUCAAUUCAAAAGACAAGGAUACGGGACAAAAAAAAUUUGCAUUGGAGAAAAAUGCAGACUUGAAGUUGAUCGCUGAAAAGACAGCUGGUUUUUCGGGUGCUGAUUUACAGGGGCUCUGCUACAAUGCUUAUUUGAAAUCUGUACAUAGGUGGCUGUCUGCUGCAGACCAAUCGGAAGUGGUACCCGGCAAUGAUAAUAUAGAAUACUUCAGUAUCAAUGAGCACGGGCGUAGAGAAGAAAAUAGACUACGGCUAAAGACUCUAUUGCAGCAAGAUGUGGUGCACGAGACAAAGACAAGCACUUCAGCUGCUUCUGAGCUGACAGCUGUGGUCACAAUAAACGAUUUAUUGGAAGCCUGUCAAGAGACAAAACCUAGUAUUUCAACAAGUGAGUUGGUCAAAUUAAGGGGGAUUUACGAUAGGUUCCAGAAGGAUAGGAACGGUGAGAUGCCCAAUGGUGAGAAUUCCAUCGACAUUGGUAGCCGACUCUCCCUUAUGUGA